UUAACUUCAAUUUUUUUUUUUUCAAAGAAACAAAACGUCGCGUUAACCCUAGGGUUCCUGCCAGUGUAGCUAUAAGUAAUCCCUUUGGCGCCUCUUUCUGCCAUCUCUCCAACCAAAAACCCCUUUUGAGAAAGAGCGAUGGUGAUGAUGGAAGAAGAAGCAGCGGAGAAAGGAAGGGCAGUUAUAUUCAGAGAUAUAAGGCGAUAUUACUGUGAUUACUGUGGAAUUUGCAGAUCCAAGAAGUCUCUUAUCACUUCUCAUGUCCUCACCCAUCACAAGGAGGAGAUAGAAAAAGAACGAGUUGGUGGGGAUGAGGUAAAGGAGGGAGUAAGAUCCAAUACUUGCGAAAAAUGUGGUGCUAGUUUCAAAAAGCCUGCGUAUUUGGUUCAACACAUGCAAAGUCAUUCUCUUGAGAGGCCAUUUAUGUGUUCAGUUGAUGAUUGUCAUGCCAGCUAUAGAAGGAAAGAUCACUUAACUCGCCACCUUCUCCACCACGAAGGGAAACUUUUCAAGUGUGAAAUUGAGAAUUGUGAUCGUAAAUUUGUUUACCUAAGCAAUUUGAAAAGGCAUGUUAGAGAGCUUCAUGAUGAGAGUUCUUCCUCCAGUAGUGUUGGAGGUGAGAAGCAGUAUGUAUGCCAGGAACUGGGAUGUGGAAAGGCAUUCAGAUACCCGUCAAAGCUGCAAAAGCAUGAGGAUUCUCAUAUUAACCUGGACUCAAUGGAGGCAAUGUGUAUAGAACCAGGCUGUAUGAAACAUUUUUCUAAUAAAAAAUGCCUCAAGGCCCACAUACAGUCCUGCCACCAAUACAUUAACUGUGAUAUUUGUGGCACGAAACAGCUGAGAAAGAACAUUAAGAGACAUCUUUGCACCCAUGAACCUGUCAAUGGUUCAACAGAGAGAAUCAAAUGCCAUUUCAAGGGUUGUCAGCACGCAUUCUCUACUAAAACAAAUCUUAACCAGCAUGUGAAGGCAGUGCACCUUGAACAAAGGCCUUAUGUUUGUGGAUUUCCAGGUUGUGACAUGAGAUUCUCAUACAAGCAUGUGAGAGAUAAACAUGAAAAAUCUGGUUUGCAUGUCUAUACUCCUGGUGAUUUUGUGGAGUCUGAUCAGCAGUUCAGGUCAAGGCCAAGAGGUGGGAGGAAGAGGAAAUUCCCCACUGUGGAAAUGUUGAUACGCAAGAGAGUAACUCCACCAACUGAGUUUGAUGAGUGCCACACGUUGUUGCAUGAAAUGGAGGCUGAGGACCCAGUAGUGAGCCAUGCCCUACCUACCUAGAUGCGCGUGCAUUCUCUCAUCCUCUUUCCACUUGUGUCCAAGUUAGCUCUUUAUAUGGAGGUUGUGGUGCCUUUGGCAUACUCUGCUGUUAUCAUCUUUUGGAGAAUGGACAUCAAUAACAUGUUAGCCAUUCCAAAUGGUAACAUUGUAUAGGUACAUCAUUGGUGAAAUAUAUGUAUAUUUAAAUCCAA
Molecule: messenger RNA, 1466 nt
Organism: Populus trichocarpa (black cottonwood)
Lineage: Eukaryota; Viridiplantae; Streptophyta; Magnoliopsida; Malpighiales; Salicaceae
Product: transcription factor IIIA
Exons: 6
Coding region: 139-1275 (378 amino acids)
Biological process (GO): regulation of transcription by RNA polymerase II
Cellular component (GO): nucleus
Source: RefSeq, a predicted model, not a curated record